AUGAAAGUAUCUGUUAAGCGCGACUUGGGUUUGCAAGUUCGAAUUGUGUGGCUUGGUGAUAGUUCGAAUUGCUACUCUGUUAAGUCAGGAUACAAAGUCUUAACAGAGGACAGCAAUGUGGGGAGUCAACCAGCAUACAAGAAGGUGUGGCACAAAUUAGUACCAUUAAAGGUGGCAGUAUUUGUGUGGCAGGUGCUGCAAAAUCGUAUCCCUUCAAAAGAAAAUCUUUGUAAGAGAGGAAUUGUAGAUAGUACUGCAAUUAAUUGUGCAAGAAAUUGUGAGAGGGUGGAGUCAUCAUCUCAUAUUCUCUUCGAAUGUAAUAUUGCGUACGAAGUUUGGAUGAAUAUGUGCAGAUGGCUAGGGGUGAACUCGGUUAUGCCCAAUCAGUGUAUUACACAUAUUGACGCGUUCACUGAUUUAGUGCAAAAGAAAAGAGGUACGGAAGCAGGGCUUAGAACCAUUUGGUUUGCUUGUACAUGGUGCAUUUGGAAAGCUAGAAAUGCUAAGGUUUUUCAGGACAAAAAUGUUUCAGCUGCAGAGAUUGCUGAACGAUCUAAACUACUUGCAUGGAACUGGCUGAGAAUAAAGUCAAGAAAUUUCAUGUAUGAUAUUGCUCAUUGGAUAACAAAUCCAGUUAUUUGCCUAGAAUCUGUCGAGUGA
Molecule: messenger RNA, 660 nt
Organism: Trifolium pratense (red clover)
Lineage: Eukaryota; Viridiplantae; Streptophyta; Magnoliopsida; Fabales; Fabaceae
Exons: 2
Coding region: 1-660 (219 amino acids)
Source: RefSeq, a predicted model, not a curated record